Messenger RNA from Daphnia carinata, 5036 nucleotides. RefSeq names its product protein sprint-like (gene spri). The record is from RefSeq and is a predicted model, not a curated record. Bases 441 to 4301 code for a protein of 1286 amino acids. The transcript has 8 exons. Gene Ontology annotation, cellular component: cytosol; endocytic vesicle. Lineage: Eukaryota; Metazoa; Arthropoda; Branchiopoda; Diplostraca; Daphniidae. Gene Ontology annotation, biological process: vesicle-mediated transport; signal transduction. Gene Ontology annotation, molecular function: small GTPase binding; guanyl-nucleotide exchange factor activity.
ACUUUUUUUUUUUUAUAUAUAUAUUCCCCCUUUGGGGCUCACACACUCGCAUAGAGUGCGCGUAUGAGAUAUUUUCUCUGUACGCCGCAAGGCUCGCAGUCUGUGAUGAACCCAAGUCGUGCUCAGUCGUCGUUUAUUGUGUUGAAUCCCCACGCCGUUUGAUCGUAUCCCACGUUUCAUUUCACUCCACAUCUAAAAGAAAUCUGAUGGAUAACUUAAAGUAAAACAAUCAACAAUCGUCUGUGUGUGUGUGUGCUUGAAAGGGUUGUCAGUGUGUACAGCGAAAAGUGAUUCACUUUGUUGCUGGCAGACGCCUUGGAUUUGUGUGUGUUGCCCCACCAUUAAGAGGGGGAAAGAGGGUAGUGGAGAAUUUCCCAGUGUGUACGAAGAACACAAGAGAAUAACAGCACGAAAAAGAAAGCCAAACACGGCCGUGGACUAUGUCAUGUGCAUCCAGCAGUCCGGUUGGUUUCGCCGCAUCACAUUUCUCAGCUCAAAGUUCUCCAGUUUUGCCUUCAAUGAAAUCGGGCGAUGGAAGUCAGCCAUCACCUGCUCCUCGCUCGUCUUCCUACAUGCUGAUGUUGAACAGCUUCGCGUCGGAUCUGGAUUCCAUCCUCAGUGAUUUGAGUACCAGUCCGACGCUACGAGGAAGUCAGGAACUGGUCGGAUCGCCGGAUCGAAGCGAUGUCGGGAAUAGUCCCGCGGUUUCCUGUCCCGACUUGCCCGGAUUCUCACAAUCGUGCGGUGAAGAUGCGGUCGACUCUUCAGAUAUUCCGCUACUUGAGAGACUCAUCCGAAGUCAUCCCAUUUGGUAUUUGCCCAAUAUCCAACGGGUAGCAGCCGCCCAGCUCCUUCAAAAUCAAGAACAAGGCGUUUUUAUAACUCGCCAAUCGAGUCAGCCGGGCACAUUAGCGUUAUCAGUUAAAUUGACAUCUACUGUGCCGGAAGCUGGAUCUCGUCUUAGUAUCGGUGCUGCCGUUAUAGGCGCUGGUGUCCAACAUUAUCUGAUUGAAGCCGCUGAAACUCCUCAAAAUGGUGUCAGACUCGAAUCGUCUGAUUUCGUAUUCGAUAACUUGCCUGCCCUUUUGGCACACUAUUGCCAAUGUUGCGACGAACUACCCGUCCGUCUCAGAUUGCCGGCCAGAAUUCGCAAUUGUUCGAACCGUCCAAGUCUCACAUCUUUGGCUUCAUUAGGACAAGAAUUUUGGAACACGGGUGAAAACAUUUUAACGAUUUCAACUAAGAGGGCACCGCCAGUACCGCCAUUAAGGCUAUCCACAUUCGAACCGUUGCUUCCAACCCCAACUACACCCGAUGACCGGAAAAGUCAUUCACCUCGAUUGGAAGCUCGUGGUUCCGAGCCAGUGCCUCCGCCACCUCCCCCACGUUGGUGCAAACCUCAAUUGGCUAUUACCAAUUUCAAUCCUUCAUCGGAUUCAUCACUUGAACCGGAAUCGCCCGUUUUUGCUAUUGACACCCCACCGUUGUUGAAAGAAGUUGUUCCAGUUGUCGAAGAACAGCCAAAAAAGGAAAUUAAAAGGCACGUACAGAGAAGAAGAAAACCCCGGCGGAGGAGAUCGACAGCUCCAUUGUCUCCGCAAUGCCAUCACAGCAGUUUGGCGGACAAGGCCAGCGAUUAUGAAGAUAUUUGGGGCACGUCGCCCGGUGCCAGUCACGAUGAAGACGCUGAUGAAGGAUACGAUCCUCCACCACGGCCCGUUAUACUGGCCAAUGAAGAAGAUACGGCCUUAAGUGAUCGGCCGGAAGAUGAGAUCUGUCAUGAGAAUUAUUCUGCCACAAGUAGCAGCUCGAAUUCGACGUUGGAAAAGAUGACGUCAGUCAGCCCGGAACGCAGACCGUCGAUUUCAAGUGGACCAGAGUCAUUGGUAGAUGUCAUAGAGCCGGAAGAGAUUAAACCACCAUCGCCUUUCCAGGAAGAACCACAAAGAUUAUCUGUGACAAUUAUCGAAAUCCGAAAUAAUCCAGUGCCUGAAAUCGAUCAUCAACAAGAGGAUAAGAUCCAAAUGCAGGUGGAGAACAAAGAAAAUGCUGAACCGGAUACAAGUGAAAUUGUCGCACUAGUUCGGAGACGGACAAGUUGCAGUUCGACCGAAAGUCGAGGAGAAACAAACAGCCGGAGAACAUCUCCUCUUUAUUCUGAACCAGCGGAUGCCUUACCUCCGGAAUUAGCAUGGAAACAUCAACAACCAGGACGGCCAUUGCCUGUACCUCCUUUUCCAUCCGUACCGACAACUGAUUUCAGUACAUUUACUAAAGACGGUUACGUCCGUUGCACUCUGCCCAGUUUGACACCAUCGCAAUCGAAUCCGAGGGUCAACGUCUUGCCACCAACUGGACAGCGUCCCAUAUCAAACAACAAUAGAGGCAAGCAGGUUGUUAUGCCGAAGCCUCCAACCGGUUCAUCCAUCACGACAUCGUUGCCAAUCGAACAACGUAAAGCUUUUCCAUCCGUCAUUUAUCUCCCAGCGCCUGGAGAAGAUACGGUUACCAUACAGGAAGUCUUAACGACCUUGUGCCCAUCGGCGGCCUUGGGCACUCCAUCGCCUGUUCCAUCACAUCCUCAGUUGACUCGGAAUGUGGCCACAUCUCAUCUAACAAAACAACGAGUUUCUGCUUAUGAUAAUUUAUUAUCAGGCUCGGCUGGUGAUCUGGAGGAAGCGGAUGAAGAGCCGGAUGAACGAGAUAAUGAUUCGAGUGAUGAUGGAACAGUCACUGAAUUUUCUGAGCCUUGGGAUAGCGCUCGAUGGGAUCGACUUCUUUCAUCGCCAUCUAGUAGCAUCCGUGGAGGAACUAGUACGAUAGGCAGACGGAAGCGGUCUCUCCAUCUCGCCCAGCAACAUACGCUCAAUACGGGCAGCUCGAAUUCGUCAGACGGCGGAAUUGGCACACUCAGUGAUUUCGAAACGCUGAGGCCAAUCGAUCCAGCGCCGAAAUCGAUAAACGACCGACCCCCUUCCGGUUCACAUGCUCCGCUUUCACGCACCCGCAGUUUCAAGGACAAAAUGGACCCAUUGUUGGCUUCUCCUCGAUUAUUAGCCUUGCGUUCCACGUGUAACAGCCAAGCUGGCAGAAACCUUCAGGUUUUGAUUCUUCAACUGGGACGGGAUUGUACCACAACUUUUGGCCGAAGUUUGCAAAAUUUCCUACAGUGUACACGAGAAGCCAAAGAGCAGCGGGCAGCAGCUGUCCUCCGUAACGUCCGUCAAUUCAUUUCGGGAAUUAAAAACUUUUUAGUUCAACAUGGAGAGCCGGCCUUUGAUAAUGCAUUGUUGGACAUUCGUGCUAAACUUAAAUCGAAUGAAUUCCUCAAUGUCGAUGUCGUCCUGGAACUCGUUCUACAUCAGCUGGUCACUCUUCCGCUUCGGUCGCAUUUGUACAAAUUACUGGGACAAGAAGCUCUAGCUGCUGGAAGUGUGCAGCAAUUACUUGCUGGAAUCCGAGUAGCUCGUGAGAUUCAUCCGUCAAGUUUAGGAUUGAAAGAAGGGCAAACGCCACCUUCGACGGACAUCCUGGACCGGGCAACAGCCAGCAUGGAACGUUUGCAACGGGCAGCUUCUCCUUUGGACAAGCUGGAACAGUUGCUUGACGCUUGCACUGUCAUCUACAAUCACGCAGCCGAAACAUGUGGCGAGUCUGUCGCGGCUGAAGAUUUCCUUCCGCUAUUAGCCUGGUUGCUGGCCCAUUGCGGUUUCUCCACAGCUGAAAUGGAAGCCGAUUUCAUGUGGGCCUUGCUCCAACCUUCGCUAUUAGCCGGCGAAGGUGGUUAUUUCUUAACAGCCCUGAGUUCCGCCGCUCAGCUCUUGAAGAACCUUCAGUCGAGGCCGGCCUCUCCGUCGGAUUGCGGCAGUUGGAUGGGAACGCUGACUUCAAUCCCUGGAGGCGACGUCUCCUCAUGUACGUCCAUGUCGACAUCCAUCCAAACGCCUUGCGUUCUUCGAGUUCUGGUAGCCGAUGAGAACCAGAGCAGUUUAUUGGCCCGUACCGUUCCCCUACGGCCAUCCAUGACAGUUCGUGACGUCACCAAAUUACUAGCCCUCAAACUGCGACUGUCCAACCCUCAGGACUUUACGCUGGUGGCUCUUGUAGACGGCCAAGAGAUCCAAUUACCCGAGACGGAAAACCCUCAGACGUGGAUUUUGGGCAACGCUGCAGCGACGGCUGUGGCGGCUGCGGCAGUGACGGCCGCCGUCAACGGAGGCGGAAUAGAUCGACCCUGCACUACGUUUGCCUUCCGGCGUCAAGACGCCAAGAUAGCGUGGCCUAGACAGAUCAACGGCUAAAAAAAAAAAAACACAUGAAUAUUAAUUUAAAGAGUUAGAAAGGAGAAAAAGAUUCCUUUGUUUUUAAAUCUCCAUCGUGAUGACAUGAAAACCCUAAAAAUGGGAGGAAAAAACAAAAACAAUUGGUAAUUUUCUCCCUUUUUGGGAUGUUACCCUAAAUGGGCACGGGUGGCACACAUAUAUAAUAAAUAUACACAACAACGCGUGUGCCACACCUUUUCGUGUCGAACGAGGGGAGAGACAUGACACGGGCGUAUGAAUCACCUGGCACAGAGAGCAAAUCUGGUUUAUCUGUUGCUGUUCUUUAUGUGCACCACUAUUAUUUUACUACUGCACCACUACUAUCUGAAACGGAAUUUGUCAUGCUUCGCCCAUUUUUUUCUGUUUUCUAUUUUACCUGUUUUUUUUUCUGUUGGAAUGAUGACGACACCUAAUCCGCGGUUUUUGAUUUUUUAUGCUGACGAUUUCUCUCUUCUUAUUUUUCUUUCCAUUUUUGCAUAUAAAGAAAAUGAAUCAGCAUAGAUGAUUCAUUGAGUUAAGGAAACGGAACUUUAAAAAGACAAAAGAUAGAAAAUGUCGAAUGCUCAUUUCGCCAUGUAAUGUAAAAAUAAAAACAUGUGUGCUCAUGUGUGUGUGACGUUAUAAACAUGGCUUCUAACACACCCUUUAUACAUAUAUAACUUCUUUUACCAAUUACUACAUGCCUGUGCAAAAAUAUAUUCAAGAGACAAUGUU